CAGGAGUCCCCCAAGGGUCAGUCUCUCCUGUUCUCUCUCUACACACGCUCCCUGGGCCCCCUCAUCGCAUCCUAUGGUUUCUCAUACCAUUUCUAUGCUGAUGAUGCUCAGAUUUUUCUCUCCUUCCCCACAUCUGUCUCCACCAUCCCCUCCCGUAUCUCUACCUGUCUGUCUGCUAUUUCCUCCUGGAUGCACUCGCAUCACCUCAAACUCAACCUCUCUAAAUCUGACCUCCUUUUCUUUCCCUCCUCCUCCUCCCCCUCCUCUGAUCUCUCUAUCUCUGUUCCUCUGGAAUCUACCACACUCUCUCCCUCUUCCUCAGCUAAGAACCUUGGAGUCACCCUGGACCCCUGCCUCUCUUAUUCCCAGCACAUCUCCACUCUGGCACGCACUUGCCGAUUCUUCCUGAGCAACAUCCGAAGAAUCCGACCCUUCCUCACCAACUAUGCCACCCAGCUCCUGGUCCAGGCCCUGGUACUCUCCCGCCUAGACUACUGCAACUCCCUCCUGGCUGGCCUCCCUGCGUCUGCCACCCGUCCGCUCCAGCUCAUCCAGAACUCUGCUGCCCGCCUGGUGUUCUCUCUGCCUCGCUUCGGCCACGCUACUCCACUACUCCGCUCACUCCACUGGCUCCCGAUCACCGCUCGCACCCAGUUCAAGACUCUUGUACUAGCCUACAGAUGCCUUGACCAGACUGCACCCAGCUACCUCCAGACCCUCAUCUCUCCCUACACCCCCACUCGACCUCUCCGCUCCGCCUGCACUAGAAGACUAGCUCUACCUCCGCUACGCCCCCCUGCCUCCAGAGCCCGCUCCUUCUCCACCCUUGCUCCGCAGUGGUGGAAUGACCUUCCUACAGAUGUCAGGACUGCCCAGUCCCUGACCACAUUCCGGCGCCUCCUUAAGACUCACCUCUUCAGACAGCACCUGUAGAACUCCUCUGUUUUUCCCCUGGGACACUUAUCACCCUUCCUUAAAUGCGCUUUACUUGCUCUUAUCUGCAUUUAAUCCUGUACUUCAGAGUACUGUAAUCUGCCAAGUGUUUAAUCUGUAGUAUUUUGUAUUUAAUCAUAUCCUGAUGUAACCAUCACUGACACUGUAAUCUGCUGUAUUAUUGAAUUGUAUUUUGUCACACUUGUACUUGCUUGAACCAAAGUCAUUGUAUUUAUCUUGCUCUUAAUUGUAUUAUUACUUCUACUGUGAUACUUGAAAUGUAUUUGCUUACGAUUGUAAGUCGCCCUGGAUAAGGGCGUCUGCUAGGGCAGCAGUGUGGAGUAGUGGUUAGGGCUCUGGACUCUUGACUAGAAGGUCGUGGGUUCAAUCCCUAGUAGGGGACACUGCUGUUGUACCCUUGAGCAAGGUUCUUUACCUAGAUUGCUCCAGUAAAAACCCAACUGUAUAAAUGGGUAAUUGUAUGUAAAAAUAAUGUGAUAUCUUGUAACAAUUGUAAGUCGCCCUGGAUAAAGGUGUCUGCUAAGAAAUAAAUAAGAAGAAGAAGAAGAAGAAGUUAAUAAUAAUAAUAUAGGCACUGUUGGAAUGUAGAACAGGAAUAAGUGGCCAUUCUUAUUAAAUAAAUAAACGUUACUUAUUAUUGGAUUGUGCUUGAUUCUUGUGACAAAUGCUGAAUUCUCUCUUUGGAGGCAAAUUAUAUUAAAAUACUUUUUCUGUCUCAAAUAUACGAGUGUUGACUCUUCUGCACUGUAUGUGUCUAAUCAGAGUGCCUAUGUUAAAUUACAUUGCAGAGGGGAGAACACUCACCUGGAUUCCAAACAUUUCAGUGCAAACCAGGCAUUUGUAAUGUUAAUUGUAUUACACUUACUGAA
This is a messenger RNA of Acipenser ruthenus (sterlet), 1823 nucleotides long. RefSeq lists its product as uncharacterized. The transcript has a single exon. The record is from RefSeq and is a predicted model, not a curated record. The annotation marks the transcript as partial. Lineage: Eukaryota; Metazoa; Chordata; Actinopteri; Acipenseriformes; Acipenseridae.